Messenger RNA from Capsella rubella, 3620 nucleotides. Its product is annotated as probable disease resistance protein At1g12280. The coding region runs from base 781 to 3522 and encodes 913 amino acids. The record is from RefSeq and is a predicted model, not a curated record. NCBI's taxonomy places the organism in Eukaryota, Viridiplantae, Streptophyta, Magnoliopsida, Brassicales, Brassicaceae. The transcript is spliced from 3 exons. Gene Ontology annotation, molecular function: protein binding; ADP binding.
AAAUCGUUUUGAUUUCGUUUCAAGGAAAGACCUGUGAGACAGAUAAAUCUUCAAUUUUGUUUGAUUAUUGUAAAUUUUGUAAUUCCUUUCAUUAUUUUUACAUUUCGAAAUGAUAGUUUCUCUAGUAAGUUGUCAUAUACAUGUAAGAACAAAUUAGUCUUGGUCAAGUAGCUCACCUACUCCCUCAAAUUUGUUUUCUUGGCUUUUCCUAUGGUUGGGAUAAGGUUUUUGAUCUGUGAUUUUUUUUUGUCUUUGUCUGUUUUUUAUUUCAUUUUUAUUACCUGAACUGUGAUGGGAGGUUGUGUCUCUGUCUCGUUACCAUGUAAUCAAGUAGAUGAAUCAGUUCUCUCAGUGGUUAUGUGUCAAAGGUAGUUAUAUUCACAACCUCUCUGAGAAUCUGGCUUCUCUUCAUAGUAGUGCUCAAGGCAAAUAGAGAUGAUGUGCAAGGAAGGGUAGACCGAGAAUACUUUACUAGGGGUCGUAGAAGGCUUUCCCAAGUCCAGUUAUGGCUUAUGAGUGUCCUAAAACUGCAGUUCAAACAACUAAAAUCCCCAUUGCCUCUUCUAACAAUUCAUAUAGUUGUUAGAAGCAAGCAGCUAUGUGAAUUGAUAUUAAUGAUUGUAGAUUUGUAGUUGUUGCAGCACAUGUUUUAAUAGUGUGAUUCCGUUUGUGAAAUGUUAUUGGAUUUUUGCGUUGGAUGGUUUGAAUGUGAAGUUUGAGUUGUUUCUUGCAGAGGAUAGCAGAUGCAUAGCCAUAAGUAACUAUCGUGACUAUUUGAUCAUGCCAAGGAUGUUCAGUUUUGCUCUCUUUUCUCUCUCUUUCUCUCCCUCUCUAGAAAUGGCAGGUUGUUUCUCGGUCUCGUUUUCAUGUGAUAAAGUCGUGGAUCAAGUCUCUCAAUCGUUAUGCCUCAGCGGGAGUUAUAUUCACAAACUCGCUAAGAAUCUUGCGUCUCUCGAGAAAGCCAUGGGACUGCUCAAGGCAAAGAGAGAUGAUGUGGAAGGAAGGGUAAAGAGAGAAGAGUUCACAGGGCGCAAGAAAAGACUUUCUCAAGUCCAGGUAUGGCUUACGAAUGUCCUGACCAUCGAGAACGAAUUCAGUGAUCUGCUUGGCACUAAGGACGUUGAGAUUCAAAGGUUGUGUCUCUUUGGAUCUUGCUCUAAAAAUGUAAAAAAGAGCUAUCUUUAUGGGAAAAGAGUUGUCCUGAUGUUGAUAGAGGUUGAUAGUCUUAGUUCUCAAGGAGUAUUUAAUGAGGUAACUGUGGCAGCUCCAGUAGCUGAGGUUGAAGAUAUGCCUAUCCAACAACACACGAUCGUUGGUCAGGAAACAAUCCUCGAAAGGGUAUGGAAUCGUCUCAUGGAAGAGGGAGUCGAGAUUGUGGGUCUUUAUGGCAUGGGUGGAGUUGGCAAGACCAUCCUUCUCACACAAAUCAACAACAUAUUUUCUGAAAAAUGUAGUGGAUUUGGGAUUGUUCUAUGGGUUGUGGUGUCUAGAAUUCCAGAAAUCCAUAGGAUUCAAGGAGACAUCGGGAAAAGAUUAGGCCUUGGGGGAAAGGAGUGGGAUGAUAAAAAUGAUUACCAGAGAGCCCAUGACAUACGCAGUGUCCUUCAGAAACAGAAAUUUGUGUUGUUGUUAGAUGAUAUAUGGGAAAAAGUGAAUUUAGAAGCGCUCGGAGUCCCGCAACCAAACUUGCAAAAUGGAUGCAAAAUAGCCUUUACCACUCGUUCUAGAGAUGUGUGUGUGCGUAUGGGGGUUCAUGACCCGAUGGAACUCAGUUGUCUAGAACCCGACAAAGCCUGGGAAUUGUUCCAAAUGAAAGUUGGAGAAAACACAUUGAAAGGCCAUCCAGACAUUUCUGAACUCGCAAGAAAAGUCGCUGGAAAAUGUUGUGGCCUACCAUUAGCACUUAGUGUCAUUGGCGAGACCAUGGCAUGCAAAAGGAUGGUACAAGAAUGGCAUAAUGCAGUUGACGUUUUGAGUUCAAAUGCUGCAGAAUUUUAUGACAUGGAAGUCCAAAUUCUUCCAAUUCUUAAGUUUAGCUAUGAUAAUUUAAACAAGGAGCAGGUGCAAUCGUGUUUCCUAUAUUGCUCUCUGUUUCCUGAAGACCAUCGUAUUGAAAAAGAAAGGUUGAUAGAUUAUUGGAUUUGUGAGGGACUCAUUGAUGAAAAUGAAAGUAGAGAAAGAGAAUUAAGCCAAGGGUAUGAGAUUAUUGGUAUCCUUGUCCGUGCAUGUUUGUUGUUGGAGGAAGCAAUCAAUAAAGAACCAGUGAAAAUGCAUGAUGUGGUUAGGGAGAUGGCUCUAUGGAUUGCAUCUGAUCUCGGGAAGCAUAAAGAAAGAUGGGUUGUGCAAGCCGGUGUUGGGUUACGUGAAGUACCAAAAGUCAAGAACUGGAAUUCUAUGAGAAGGAUGUCUCUAAUGGAAAACGGGAUUGAAUCGAUAACUGGCAGUCCCGAAUGCCUGGAACUUACAACUCUGUUCCUUCAGAAAAACGAUUCAUUGCUACAUAUCUCGGAUGAAUUCUUCCGGUGUAUCCCAAUGCUAGUUGUUUUGGAUCUAUCAGGGAAUUCAAGUCUCCGGAAAUUGCCAAAUGAAAUAUCCAAGUUGGUCUCCUUGCGCUAUCUUGACUUGUCAUGGACAUGCAUGAAGUGGUUACCUGAUGGCUUACAAGAGUUGAAAAAGCUCAGAUAUUUGAGAUUGGAUUACAUGAAGAAACUUAAGAGUAUUUCAGGGGUAUCAAAUUUGUCAAGUUUGAGGAAAUUGCAACUUAUACAGUCUAAAACGUCGCUCGAAAUGAGCUUACUGGAGGAGUUGCAGCUCUUGGAACAGUUAGAAGUUCUAAACAUAAGUAUCAAGUCAAGCUUGGAUGCGGAGAAGUUAAUACAUGCUCCCAGGUUGGUGAAAUGUCUUCAAAUUGUAGUGCUUAGAGGGCUACAAUCAUCUGGGGUGUUGACUUUGCCAGAUAUGGAUAAUCUCCGUAAAGUCAUCAUUAGGAAGUGUGAAAUGUGUGAGAUAAAGAUAGAGAGGAUAAAUGUAUCAUUAUCAUGGAACCGAAUUCCCACAACUCAUGGCUUCCCAAACCUCUCUACUGUGCAUAUUCGUAGCUGCGAUGGUCUGAAGGAUUUGACAUGGUUGUUGUUCGCUCCUAACCUCACUAGUCUCGAGGUUCUGGACUCAAAACUAGUAGAAGAGAUAAUAAGCCAAGAGAAAGCUACGACUAUGAGUGUCAUCAUUCCUUUCCAGAAACUAGAGAGUCUACGCCUACACAAUCUACCAAUGUUGAGGAACAUCUACUGGCUACCUUUGCCUUUUCAAUGUCUAAAGACAAUACACAUAACGAAGUGUCCUGAGCUGAGAAAGCUUCCAUUGGAUUCGAAAAGUGACAUGACGGUUGAAGAACUUGUCAUUAAAUAUCAAGAGGAAGAAUGGUAUGAAAGAGUUGAAUGGGACGAUGAAGGCACUAGACUCCGUUUCUUACCUUCCUUCAAGUUCUUUGGACCUGAAUGGCAAGUUAUGUAUGUGCGGUAGCAAUUUUUAGAGUUGAAGCUCUGUGAUGAUUCAAAUUUUGUGAAUGACAAAGUUGUUUACUUGUUUUGAUAAAAGAGGUUACGCAUUGUUUUGAACUU